UGUACAGUCAUGGCCGAAAGGUCCAUUGCAGCACUCACCGACUGCGUUAAUAAAACUACGCUUCUGCAUCUGGCUGCCCGCUUCUCCGACACGUACUCGGUACUCGCUAAGACCUCGCUGGACCAAUUCCUGGUCACGCCUGUGACGGCGCUGCCAACGGGGAGAGAACAAGGCAAAUUCAUUUGCAUAGAUGUGGGCGGCACAAAUCUACGUGUGGGAUUCAUCGAAUUGCUGGGUCAGACCGAAGAUGGGGCACAAAAUGGCAAUGAGAUGCACAAGCCCAUGGAGAGAGUACGCAGGCUGCAUGAUAGGAACUGGCCGAUUGGUGACCACUUGAAAAUGGACCAUGCGGAAGAUCUUUUUGGAUGGAUAGGAGGUUGCAUAGCCGAAGUUAUUCAGGCUGCGCUUGAUGAUGUGCCAGAUGGCACAUCAUCUCAGUCGUCGCUACUUGGUGAAGAGCUCCUCCUCGGCAUCACAUUUAGCUUCCCGAUGUCGCAAAAGACUUUGUCCGAAGCUACCUUGCUCCCCAUGGGAAAAGGUUUUGCUAUCACUUCAGACCUGAAUUUGGGGAAAUUGCUACUGGCGGGGUACGCACGACAUGCAAAUGGUAAUGAAUCCAUCAACAACGGCAUACAACACAAGGAACCGCCCACCAAGAAGCAGAAAACAUCGACUCAACUCCCGGGAAUCCGCAUAGCAACAAUAACAAACGACACUGUAGCCACUUUCACCUCUCUCGCAUACGCAGUCAAAGUAGCGCCAAACAGCAGAGUUGCCAUGGGUCUCAUAGUAGGGACAGGCACAAACGCCACGGUGCCCAUGAAACUAGCAAACCUCCAUCCUACCAAAAAGAACGAUCUCCAGAAUUCAGACCAAGUCGACACAGUCAUCGUCAACACGGAGUGGACUAUCAAUGGCACCGAACAACCUCUUAUAGAUCUGGGGAUCCAAAAUCAUUGGGAUAGAGAGCUGGAUCGAAACAGUGACCGUCCCGGUUUUCAGCCUUUCGAGUACAUGACGGCAGGUCGCUACCUCGGCGAAAUAGUACGGCUCGCUUUCAUAGAUCUACAUGCGAGUGCAGAGGGAGAAACAAGCCCUCAACUACCCGCUAAACUAAAAAAGCGAAACGCGGUUUCGACGAGAUUCCUAUCCGAAGUCGUCGCAACCUCCACACAAGAUGACGAUGAAAACGAUGAUGCUUUCACGGCUUUAACCUCGAGGCUCGAAGCAGAAUUCCCGUCUCAACAACGAGAAGAAGGACAAGCGGGACCAUGUUUCUGGACUCGCAAACGCAGUACCCUCCUCCGCCACAUCGCUGCUGCAGUACAGCAGCGCUCCUCAGCCCUCAUUGCAGCAGCGUGUAUCGGACUGCUGGAUUGCGUGCACGACAUACACCUCCACCGAUCCACCCCAGGCCCGCAGAACGGCCACGCAGAUCUCAACAACGCUGACGCUCGCGGAGAAGAGGAAAAAGAAGAACUAGUCAUCGCGUACGCGGGUUCGACGAUCUCGCAGUACCCGAAUUGGCUAGCAGACUGCCAGAAAUGGAUCGAUAUCCUCGUUGCGGAAGGGUCGAGAGAAAAUGCGGGCAAGAGGGUUGUUCUUAGGGAAGCUAGUGAUGGGGGCAUUAUUGGAGCUGGUGUGCUUGCAGGCAUGACCGAGUCUAUUGCAUAG
Periconia digitata is the source of this 1674-nucleotide messenger RNA. The record is from the annotation of a GenBank genome assembly. NCBI's taxonomy places the organism in Eukaryota, Fungi, Ascomycota, Dothideomycetes, Pleosporales, Periconiaceae.